AAUUCUCACCGAACGGGAACGCACGGGAAACGUCGCAUGAAAUUUUGAAGACGAAGAAGAGUCCGUUAGGCCUGUCCUGAUAAAUAAUGGAUGAUGACAGUGGUGCAGAAGAGGAGCAAUUACAGCAAGAUAUUCUUCAAAUAAAUCAACUCCUUGGAGAUGAUGAGGAUGAAGGAGACGACAGUGACAUUGGUUUAGAGAUUGAUGACAGGCACGACGGGAAAAGACACACCUGCCUAACACUAAAAAGAAAGGAAGAGUCACAGUCAAAUGAUAUCAAUGUUAACCAGAAGCCAUGUGAAGAGGAUGCAGAUUUUGCAGAGACAUCAGAGAAAUGCUCUGUCCAACAGUUGUUAUUGAUUAAUCAGGAAAGCCAAAGGAAUCUAGAAGACUUGUUGAUUAAAGUACGAGAAGAACUUGCAAGAAAUAUAGCAGAACAGGCAAAAGUUUCUGCUAAUCCAAGUGAUAUUGAUGAGAAGAACAUUGACCUGAAUAUCCAACGAUUCUUCAGAAAUUAUUUUGAAGAUAACAGUGGAAGGACACCUCCUUACAAUGAUGAAACGAAACAAAAGAAGGAAGCCAACAUGCCUAAUCCCUUUGAUGUUCCACGGUCGAAGUGGAAGAAUCAGCAAAAUAAACAAUUAAUUGAAGGCAUAAAGACAGAUGGUCUCAAACGAAAAAUGCAGCCACUCUUGAAUCGUCAAGAGGUUCUAGAAGCAAAGAUGGAUCGAUUGAGCCUCCCAAAGGAUCUAGAGAAAGUCUAUGAAGAAAUGAAAGAGAUCAAGCAGAAAUUGGCAGAUAUGGAGAAAGUUCCUGACUCCGAGCUGCUGGGAGAUCGAUUGCAAGAUGCUGACUGGGAGUUUAUUGCUAAUGUUGAUUUGGAUGGUGAGCGUACAGGGGAAGAAUGUCGGCUUCAUUGGCAGAAUCAUUUACAUCCAUCCAUCAAUCAUGAACCAUGGACUGAAACACAGAAGAAAGACUUGAUUAAGGUUGCUGCUGAGCAUGAAUACAGAGACUGGGAACAGAUAGCUGAGAAGCUAGAGACAGGAAGGACAGCUUUUCAGUGUUUGUGGAUGUUCCAACAGCUGGAUAAAACCUUCAUUCAACCGAUAUUUACCAAAGCAGAUGAUGAGCUGCUUCUUGAGUUAGUUCAAAGGUUCAGAAUUGGCAAAAAACACAUUCCAUAUGCAAAAGUGGCUUACUUUAUGGAGGGUAAAGCAGCUCAUCAGGUUGCACGUCGAUGGGUGAAAACUGUUAAUCCAUCCAUCAAGUCAGGAAGAUUUAGUGAUGAAGAGAAAAAGAAAUUGGUUGAGUUGGUUAAUCGUUAUGGAGCCAAGAACUGGUCUCGUUUGGCAGAAGAAUUUCCAGGAAGGACACAGUAUCAAAUCAGAUUCAGAUGGGCAAACAUUGACAAUCCAAGCAUCAAGACUGGCAGAUGGGAUUAUGAGGAAACUGUUGCAUUCAUCAAGAAAAUACAAGAAUUUGGAGUUGGUAAAUGGUCUCAAAUUGCAGAAGCUCUGAAGGUGCCAGGAGAGAAGAACCGAACACCAUUUUACCUUCUCCACCGCUUCAAAGUUGUGUGCAAGCAGUACGUUAUCUGGAAAUCUACAACUCAUGCUGAAGGUGACCAUAAAAUUGAAGAGGAGGAUGUUUACAGUGGAAGAUUUCUGCCUGAUCUGUUGUCUUUCUUGGAAAUGAAAGAGAAAAUGGAAGAGGAAAGCAAAAAGCAAAAAGCUAAACCAGUGCCUACUGUGAAAAAGCGCCUAGAUACCAAGAGGAAACGAAGGAAAAGACCAAGACUAAAUGACUUUGAUACAGAUGAAGAAGAUGACGACGAUGACCAAGUUGAUACCAGUUGUGAGCCUCCUUGCCUAACAGCAAGACAGAAAGCUUUGGCACUGAAAAAGGGCAAAUCUGUAUCAGAGUCAACCACAAAGAGAAGAGGAGAAGCUAAAAAUGAUGGUGUCAUGAGACAAAGGCCAAGACGUAAAACUGUAAAAGACAUGGCCAGCAAAGAGCAAAAAUCCUGUACAUCAAGAGAAGAAGAUGAAGAGGAGGGGUUGCCUAGAGAUGAGGAGAUGAGUGAUGAGGUUGAGGCAGUAAUUGAAAAGAUCAGUGAAAAGCAUGAUGAGGAUAGAGCAUCUCGUGUUGACAAUCCUUUAAGUAUAUCAGGGCCUAGAGGCUUAACAGGAUGGUUGAAAAGACUCCAAGAAGACACUGCAAGACUGGCUGCUCAAUCUAAUGCUCAAUUGGAGCAAAAGAAACAAGAACAACAGUUGGCACAGCAACGGGCAAACUUUAAAGAACAGGAGAACUCUACAUUUGAUGUGGAAACCAGCGUGAGAUUAAUUGAUUUGAGGCGGCGUAGAGGGCGCAAGCAAAUGACACCAGUUGAUCAUCAACUCAUCAAAGCAGUGGAUCCCAUGUGGUUGUGUCGUAAUGGAAACUCUGGUCGUCACACAAAACAUAGUGUCAGAGCACAAGAACGUACAAAACAAGAGAAGCUGUGUCGGGCUGAUCAGAGAGCAAUGUUUGGAUUACUCCAAGAGGUGUUUGAUAUUGAUGUGGACUACUUAUCAGCACUUGCUAGACAAAAACUUGUGAUGUCCAGGAAACCUGACAAGAAAGAAAAACAGAAUGCCGAAAGUCAGAAAUCUCAGGAAGAAUCUAGAGUAACAGGGAACCUUCAUGUAUCAAACAGCAGUCAGCUUGGCGUGACACCAACCAAUCCAGCAGUAUGCCAUCAAAGUCCCAAUACUGGUUUCGAAGGAAUGUCUGCAAGUUCUCAAAGAUUGAUUGGGGACCCACAAACUCCGAUAACUCACUCUCAGGGAGUGACUGCUAGAUCCCCAAACUUGCUUGUUGGCCAACAAACAAUGAUUGCUGUCUCUCAAGGAGUGACUCAGUACCCUCAAAGAUUGAGGGCUGGCCUUCAGACAGAGAUAACUGGGCCCCAGAGAGUGGCAGCUAAUUCUCAAGGAGUGACAGAUGGCAAUCAAGGAAUGCUUGCUCAGCUUCAAACAUUUAUACCUGGAACACAAGGCAUCACAUUUGGCCCUCAAGGGCUAAUGGCUGGCUUCCAGGCAUUGAGCACUAGACAUCAAGGAGUGACAAGACAGCCUGUAGUAAUGAUUGUACCUCAAGGAAAGACAACCUGCCCCAAUAUAUUGAUGACUAACCCACAAGGAGUGAUCUCAAGUCCCCAGACAUUAUUUCUUAGCCCGCAAACACUGAUUAGUGGCCCUCAGAUACGGGCCCCUCAUCCACAAGGAUUGGCUGAUGCCCAACAAGGAAUGAUCUCAAGUCCUCAGACAGUAUUCUUUGGCUCUCAAACACAGAUCAGUGGCCCUCAAAUAAAGGCAACUCAUCAACAAGGAUUGACUAAUGUCCCACGAGGAGUGGCUGCUGUUUUACAGGGAACCACGUGCCCUCAAACAAUCCUUCAACAUGUUACCCCUAGUACCAGGCGACAAAGUGAUAUCUUAAACUCCCAAAUGAUGACCACCUGUCCUCAAGCAAUGGCUGCCAGGACACAAAAUGUAACUUCUUGCCCACAAGUUGUGACUGUCAACCCACAAGGUGUGAUCUUCAACCCACUAAGUGUAACUACCAACCCACAAGGUGUGACCAUCAACCCACAAAGUGUAAUCACAAACCCACAAAGUAUAACUACCAACCCACGAGGUGUGACUGUCAACCCACAAGAAGUGACCAUCAACCAGCAAGGAACAGCUUCUAGCCCACAAGAUGUAAUCACAAGCUCACAAAGAACGAUCAUUGGACUACAAAGAAUGACCGCUAUUGUGACCUCUGUCCCACAAACAGUGACCGUCAGCUCACAGGUAGUAACUUCCGGCCCACAGCCAACUGUCUCAGCUUCCUCGGGUUCUGUAGAAUCUGCAGCAUUUGUUGAAUUGUCAAAAGAUGACAUAUCCAAAAGAGUUCUUACCUUUGAUAAGUCCAAAUCUUCCCAAGAGGGUAAAGUUGGAGGUAUAUCUUGCCCACUCUCAGCUUCUGUCAAGGAAGUUGAAAAUAAACAGGUGAGUAAAGUGUCAAGCCAGUGUGAAAAUGGAGUAGAACAAGAAGUUGAGGGACAAAGACCUGGGCAAAUUAAAUCUGGAAAGAAACACGCAGGAGGUUUUCAAGCUACAUCCUUGGAUCCAUCUUGGUGUUCCAGUCCUGGCAAAAUGAGAAAUAAAAGAAAAAAACGACUACAGCGGAAGAAACACACCAAGGACAUACCGCUCCUUCCACCAAAUAUUGCUGCGCUUCAAGCUUUAGCAUCACUGCUGCAUGACCGUCCGAAUCUUGAAAAUCAACGUAAGCAUUUCAUUGCCAAAUUUGAAAGGCAGCUGCAAAGGCAGGGAGGGAGAAUUUGCUUCAGAGGUUAUCUGGAGGGUCAAAAUGCUGCACGAGCAGAGAAGAGUCCAUCCAAAAAAUCAUCCACCCCUCAGCGAUUAGAUCCAAAUUGCAGUAUUACCCAAGAUAGUGACUCGGAUGUGUCAUCACUGCUAACAUCAUCUGACAGCUCUAUUCCAUCGUACUCAAGCAGUCCAGGAGAUAAAACUUCCCAACUAAAUGUCUCGUCUCAGUUGCUUGAAGACUGUCUAGAUACCUUACGGAAGUCAGAUAUGUAUCAGGUUCUUCAGAAACGAUUUCUGUCAUUGUUUCUCUGGCCAGGACUUCUGUCUUCAACUCGAAUAAAAGGCAGCCUCAGCACCAGCACUCAGAGCUGUUAUGUUACGAAGCAGCCAUUUGUGUAUCAAGAGAUAAAAAAGCGGUGUACCUCUUCAAAUCCAAACCAACCAGUCAAUAAUUUUCCCACUCCCAAACGAGCUGAUUUGAAAGAACAUACUAACAAGUCACCUAGAAAAAAAGCUGACAAGACUGCCACUGCGUCUCAGGAAAUGACAGCUCUUGGAGUUUCUCCUCAAGACACCUCUACAGUGUUUACUAACCCAGGAAACCAGAACGAAACUCAAGAUGUUAAUGACCAUGGUUACUCUGAUAGAACAGGAGUUAACAGGAUACAGGAUUUGCAGACAGCCACUUGUUGCCAUGGAAAUGAAGAGGUAGCAGAUGUCAUAGUUUUGUCAAGAGGACAAAAGAGGAAAAGCGGAGAUGCACCCGAAUCCUCGUGUAGUCAUCUUAGUGAGCAGUUAAAAAAUGAAAGACAAUGUGAUGCUACAAACUCCUCAACAUGUAAAAGAAGGAAAGCUAUGGAAUGUGCCUGUGAAGAUGGAGCAUCCCAGAAAGCACCUUGAAAAACUGUCACAUACUGAGAGGAAUCUGUGUGCUGAAGCAGGUACAAAUGUGUGUCAGUUGCAAAAUGGAUUCUUAAUGGUUGAAUGAGAAUUAAACAAUGCAGAGAGGCAAAGGAGGCUAUUCAUUGCCCCUACUUUUGAUUAAUAAGUGAAAUUGGUCAAAUAUUAGAUUUAUGAAAAGUCCUGUUAGUUUUAGCUCACUUAUUGGGUAUGGUAUGUUAUCGUAUAUCAAAACUACAUGAAAACAAAAAUGCUUAAAACUCUUUUUUUUGGAGGCAUUAAAUUCUCGAUGGAGCUGGCAUGAAUGUUGGUAACUACAUGUAUGUAUUGGCACAUGUAAUAAUUGUAAUACCGAAAGUGUGCGGGGUACAAACUCUUGAUGCAUUGCAUUCUUUUACAUGCAUUCUUGCUACUUGACAUGCACACACAUUCAUGUCUCCUGCAGACUUGAUAAUGAUCUUAUUUCCACUUAUACAUAUCAGGCUACAGACAUUGUGGCAGGUGUAGGACUCGUUGAUAAAACACAUCUGGAUACUGCCGCAUGAUUAAACUGUCUUCUUGUAAAGUUUAGAAUUUUCUACAUUUUUUGACUUCUUACAUCUAUGUGACUCCUUAGUUUUCAAGUUACUGAAUACGUUUCUCCACUUCAAAACAAUAUGUUUUAUGAAUAAAGUCAGGAGUGCAAUUGCAGUACUUGUACAUCAUACAGUAGUGCCCUUAAAGGUGACAGACUUACACGUACACAUUGUACUGUUCAUGAAUAAUUUAAGCACCCUCUGUGACCAAAUAGAUUAAGACAUGCAUUUGCAGGUUGAAAUACAUUGUAUCUUUAAUGUAAUUUUCUUUAAGAUGACAAUGGUAUCUACAUGUGUCAUUUGUCAAAGUACAUGUACAUGUAUAUUUUUCUUCAGUUGGUAUCCUUGGGGCAAAAAUGGUCAUCCUUCUUUGGGUUUUGAAUAUUACAUGUAUGUACUAGGAAACAUUUCAGGAAAGGUAAGUUUUGUCUGUGUCAUCCAUGUCCUUUCUUGCCAACUUUUCCUAUCACAUAGAAGUUUUUUGACAAACACAUGAAUUUGAAACACUGCCUGUCUUGAAGGUGUAAGAAUUGGCAGUACCUUGUUUUUUUGUAAGCAUCCAAUUUAGAAUAUUUUUGGUUUAUGCCGAGGUCAAGAGAUACAUUAAGCCAAAGAAGUAAUGGAGUAUACGUACAUGUAGGUUUUCCUGGACAAUUUUGGAAUCUCUGUUCAUGAUUUAAUAACAGAAGCUCUUGCUUUCUCUUUAACAAAUGAAUAAUUCCUUUUCCAUGGCCAUUCCAGAGUAAGAAAAAAAUAUCAUUUUCCUGAAUGUGUAUCAAAUUAAUUAUAUUGACAGUUUACUUUUGCUUGAAACGAAAGACACACAACGAUUCCGUAUUUCCUUUUAACUCUUCAGCUAAUUUCACUUGAAGUUACACGUAUUUAACGUAUGUGUGUUCAAGUAUUGGAUUUCAUUUAUGUGUAAAUAAAAAUAACAUUUGGAGUGUUUGAAAGAUUAAAUGUGUUUAUAUUUAUGAUGACUGAUGAACUAAACCAAGUAGUCCUUGGAAGCAUACCAACUGUUGUAAUAAGCUCUUAAAACCUACCCUUCUUUGGUAUUCAUUAGCCACGAUUGCAUCAUAAAUGUAUUGUCAAGUGUCACAGUUGGAAUAAUAUUGGCUGCAAAAGAAGAUUGGUUUUUAUUUUGGUCAGAUGUAUACAUUAAUUACAUUUCAUUUGCCUGUGUUUCACAUACAUUUAGGCCUUUGAGUAUGUCAGUACAAACAUCAUAGUGAUUAAUUAAUAAAUGAAUCAAUCAGAGUUGUAUCAUGAUUUCUGUAGGCAUGUAAACUUUAUUCAAAUUGCAAAAUAUGCAAAUUUAAAUGGAAUGUUUAACAAAUGAAAAAGGAAAGGUCUGUUCAGCCUGUGUCACAAUACAAAACUGAUUUCUGCAAAAUGGAUUGCAUGGUUGUAAUAACACGUCCAUCAAACCAAAAGCCUUAUAUAAACUGUAUUUGUAAUUCUUUAAAAGGAAUGUUAUACACACUCACUAAUUUGAAUGAUGCAAAAUGAAAGUGAAUGCUAGUUAUUGCACAAAUGAAACCAGGAUUUAUGUAGUUUUCAAAUUCAAAUGUAAAGUUGCUUGGGAAAACCUAUCGUUAGAAAAAGAAAAAAAUAAUAAAAUAAGACCUUUAAUUUGGUCCAAGAAACAACCUUUUCUGAUA
Molecule: messenger RNA, 7503 nt
Organism: Acanthaster planci (crown-of-thorns starfish)
Lineage: Eukaryota; Metazoa; Echinodermata; Asteroidea; Valvatida; Acanthasteridae
Biological process (GO): snRNA transcription by RNA polymerase II; snRNA transcription by RNA polymerase III
Cellular component (GO): snRNA-activating protein complex
Molecular function (GO): RNA polymerase III type 3 promoter sequence-specific DNA binding; RNA polymerase II cis-regulatory region sequence-specific DNA binding
Source: RefSeq, a predicted model, not a curated record